This is a messenger RNA of Cephus cinctus (wheat stem sawfly), 6479 nucleotides long. It is a transcript of the gene PolI, whose product is annotated as DNA polymerase iota. Lineage: Eukaryota; Metazoa; Arthropoda; Insecta; Hymenoptera; Cephidae. Bases 1872 to 3620 code for a protein of 582 amino acids. The record is from RefSeq and is a predicted model, not a curated record. Gene Ontology annotation, biological process: translesion synthesis. Gene Ontology annotation, molecular function: DNA-directed DNA polymerase activity; damaged DNA binding. The transcript has a single exon.
UUAUUUCACUUUCAGUGCUAUGGAAAUCAUUUACUUGAGUAAUUCGAAACAUUAAGACAGGUCGAUACUCUUUUGUCUGCUCUUUUAGGAAGAUUUGACGCCUAGUCUAGAAAAUAAGGAUUACAACAUAACUACAGUGCAAACAGUAAUUGAUGACAUUAGAAAUACACGAUGAAAUGUGUAUUGAUGAACUUUUGUCUAAUCUUUUGGAUUUUUCUCAGAGAUAUAUUAAAACCAUGAAAUACUGUUUUCUAUUGUGUAUUUGGAAAAUAAUAAUGAUUUUCGAAUUCUUCAUGAAAAAAAAUUAGUGAAAGAGGUUGUUUAAUUGUCAACCUAUAGUUCAUUUUUUAUCUCGCACUGUUUUGUUAUAUAUUUAGAAAGCAAAAAUUGUGUGGGAUAAUAUUGCUUUACAAAGUAUAAUAGUCCCUAUCUUAAAGCUUCGGUACAAAAGACAGAUUUAGCUUGUCAUUUCAUUAUUACUACUGUCACGGACAUUCUACACAUAGACAAUACGUUCCCAUUUGAGUUUGACAUUAUAAUGCAGUUUCCCGCGUAAAGUAAGUUGUUACGUGGCUAUCUCCAGAUUGAAGUCCAGCACAGCUAUCAUUGCCAACCGUGCAAUUUAAAAUUAUAAAUACGUCAUAAUCUCAAGAAGUACAUUCAGUAUAAAAAUUAUUUAAUUACAUAGAUUGAUCAAAUAUUUUCGUAGACAGUAUUAACGAAAGAAACACUAUUAGCUAUUUUAAAGAAUCAAUGUACGAUCUGAAGUACCAGGAUAUCAUCUUAAAUGUUAUAUAACUAGUGGAUGAAGUAUGAAAAAAUGCUUGAAAAUAUAAUCGAAUAGUUUUAAAAAAUCUGUUGCCUGUUUUUCCAUGGACCGUUUCCAUGACUGCCAACCAUACGUUAUACGAGCCACUGUUCGGAGUAGGUCGCGGUUUGAUAGUCAUUUGAAAACAUGGCUACCAUGUGAAAAUAGACGAGCCGUGAUGCACUUUGUAAACAAGCUUCAAUAUCGUUUUUACUGUAGUUUACCAUUGAUGCGUUCGUUACGAUUUACGGUGCAGUAAAUGUGCGUGGCCGAAUUAAGCGCGCGGUUGAUGAAAAACACGGUUUCUAAUAGCGACGACCAGCAGUUGCUAACCAAACUUGCGAUUUUUACUGGAGUGCCGUUUUAACAGCAAUUAACUUGUCAUCCGAUUAACUGUACUCUCGAGUGUAUGGCGAUGCGUUAAUAAAAUUUGCGGACGAUGGGAACACAUGUGAUGCCAAGAAAAGAGGCGCGGAAACGUUAACCUAACUUUCGAAUGUACGUCGUAUCGCCAGGUUACGGACACUUGAUUCAUCUCUCCUACGUAGCCACAUCCUCUUCGUCGUGUCAGUUGAAUUGGUAUUUGUAGAGACUGCCCCAAGAAUUUUUGGAGCACAUUGCGAAAGAUAAUAGUAAAGUGAAAACGUGAAUAUUAACCUAAGUUUCUUGACUGAAUAAAACUGCAAGAAUACAAAAUUAAAUGUAAUUGCCACUAUUUAUGUGAAGCGCUCCUUUGUACUGGUUCGAUAAGUUUAUCUGGUGAACCGUACAGCUGUUAUAACAAUCCCAGUGCAAGUUCAAAUGGACUAUUCCUUCAUAAGUGAACUGCAAUAUCGCAUUAAUGAUCAUUGUUUAUAGUUGCUAAAUGGGAAUAAAAUAUAGUCUUCGAACUGAAACAGAACAGACAGUUGUGAACAUUGAAGACUGAAAUAAUUGUCACAACUUCUUAUGUGUGGCUGUAUUAUUAAUGUAAUUCUGUUCAUUACUAUAAGACUAUAAAAUCCUAAGAGAUUGCUUGGCUAUAACAUUACAUAUAUAAUAUUUGUACUUCUAUAAGAUAUCAAUGGAUACCAGCGAUUUUGAUUUAAUUACACGACAUCCAAGAUCCAUAAUACACUUGGAUGUGGACUGUUUCUAUGCACAAGUGGAAAUGUUACGUCACCCAGAGCUAGAGGGUAAACCUUUAGGCGUGCAGCAAAAAAAUCUAGUGGUGACCAGUAAUUACAUUGCAAGAGAAUUUGGAAUCAAGAAAUGUAUGUCAGUCCAAGAAGCUUUGCGCUUGUGUCCAGGGCUGGCCCUGGUACGUGGCGAGGAUUUAACGGAGUACCGUAGAGUGUCCACCAAAAUCUCUGAAAUAUUGCAUCAGUUUACAUCAUUGGUUGAGAGAUUGGGAAUGGAUGAGAGUUUUGUUGAUGUAUCAUGUUUAGUUGACAAGUCCGCCAGUAGCUCUAGAAGAGACUCCGAUUGCGGUAUGAUGAAUGAUUCGUUAAGCAGUGAGUCCAAUAGCCCAAUUGGAAAGAUUUUUGGCCCUGCUGAAGAGGAAUGUCCAUGUGGCUGUCAUGAACGACUAUCAAGCGCUAGUAAAAUUGCAGCUGAGAUGAGAAACCGAAUAUAUAAGGAAUUACGAUUGACGUGCAGCGCAGGAAUAGCGCACAAUAAAUUACUGGCGAAACUUUCCGGAUCUUUGCACAAGCCCAACCAACAAACUGUAGUUUUCCCUUGUGCAGCAUCCUUACUAUUAUCCUCAAUCGGCUCAGUAUCAAAGAUACCAGGUGUUGGACAGAAGACAGCAGAGUUGUUAAUGUCCAACAACAUUGCAACUGUUGAUGAUCUUCAAAGAAUACCAUUGGAAAACCUUGAAUUGAAAAUUGGUACUGAUUUAGCAAGGAAAUUAAAAGACAAUGCAGAAGGUAUUGAUGAAACUAUAGUUAAGCCAUCUGGAAAGCCACAAUCCAUUGGUCUCGAAGAUGGAUUCAAGUCUGUAUCUCUGGUAGCGGAAGUAGAGUCACGACUUGGAGCACUCUUAAGAAGACUCACAGAAUUGGCUACAGAAGAUGGAAGGAUUCCUGUUGCUAUGAAACUGACUGUACGCAAACAUGAUUUUAAUAAAGCGAAUAGUGGAAAAAGAGAGACCAGGCAGUCUGCUCUACCACAAUCCCUACUUCCAGCAACAAAAGGAGGUGCUUAUGACCAUGCAAAGAUGUUAACCCUAGCUAUGAAAUUGUUUCACCGAGUAGUUGAUGUGUCAAAACCAUUUCACUUAUCUUUAUUGGGCGUCGCUUUUACUAAGUUUGAGGAAAGGAGUUCUGGAAAGAGCAGCAUCACGUCCUUCCUUAGGAAACAAGUAGCUGUACAGUCUGUUCUGGACAUCAGCUCAGAAGAAGGCAUAUCUGAUGUGAGUUUGGGGUCACCAAUGAGUGUAAAUCAGGAUAGUAAUGACGCCGUUGAGCAUCCUCAAUCCACGGCGAAUUCGGCCAACACUUCGUUGUCAAGCUCAAAUUUGGCUUCCGUUGCAAAGACUAGCCAGUUCACCGAUGACGAUGACAUACCUAAUGAAGUGGAACCUUCUCCGAAGAAAACAAAACUCGAAGUCUGGCUAAGUGGACGCAGAGAAUCUCCAAGCAACGAAAUGGCUGGUUUACGUCUUGGACCCUCGUCUCCGAUGUCCCCCAUGUCUCCACCUCCAGGAACCGACGCCGCCGUUUUCAAAUCGCUACCCAUUGAUCUACAGAGAGAAGUUAGCCGUUCGUGGCCAGCGACCAAUAAACCAAAACCCAACAAUAUACUUAAAUAUUUUAUAGCCAACAAGUGACGCAGCUGUAUGGCAUAAUGUCCAAUAGGCCAUUUUUCUACGCACUUUCUUGGCUAUGACGUUAGAUGACAGCAUGAAGAACAACUAUAACGCAUUAGAAAAAUAUUAAUUUUCACUUGUUCUUUAUUUUGGAAAAGUGCUGAGGGUGUCCAACUUUUAUAUCCAUUAUUCUUGAUUCGCGUUAGAAAUCACUGAACUGAUUUAACAUUUUGUUAGAACUCUUCACUCUUAUGAAAAUUUUUGUAUUUUUCUCCUGUCACUUGGCCCUCUAUGAGGGCAUAAAGCCAGAAGGAACAAGUAGAAGAAGAAGUCUAUUUUUCUCGAAAUAAAUAGGUUUCACGUAACACUAUCGACAUCAAAGAUGGAAUUCGAAUUUGAAAUUAAUUUAAGACAAUAUUCGUUCUCACUCUUCUAUAUGCAAUGCUGACAUCUAAACGUCUGGUUCUUAAAGGAGAAAGUACAUAUUCUUUUGUGGUCCAAUAUUUUUAGCAAAAUUUAUAUUGUUUAAUACUGUUGAAAUUGCCUUGUAAUAUAUGUAAAAUGCGUAAUCUGUGUGCACGAAAAUACUCGAUUGUCGUACUAUCUCCACAGUGGCUUAAAGUCUUCAAUUCGACAAUUCAAGAAAUUUGCUUACAUGAAUCAUGAUUUUUAAAUCCAUAAUAAUAGAAAGGUUUCCAAAAGGCCAGACAUUUUGUUCUUCUGCAAACUCAUCAAAAUUCUUAAACUUCUUUCGAUCAAAAAUUGACAUGCAAUUGGACCACGGAAAACAGUGAUAUUAGCCAUAUUGCUUUCACUAGCACAAUUCUUUGUCCUGCUCAUAUUUUAAGAAUCGAAAUCAGUUCAUUAUAAUUCAUCGCAUUGAAAAUUGUCUGGGCUAAACAUUUCAUUUAAACAGAAAUUAUUCUUUUGAAUAGCUUAGUGUAACCAUCGUUGCGGUACUUAUUUACUAUACAAAGUUAAACACAAGUUCAUAAUUAGUAAAUGAGUUAUAAAAAAGAAACAUGAUUGAUUCUACGAGUUAAUACCCAGUUAGUUUCUUUAUUUUUUGCCCAUUGAUGAUUUCCAAUGUAUCUCUUGAUGAUUCUGUCAAUAUGGUAUUCCGCAGAGGAAACGAAAUUUUGUAUAUAACUAUUAAUUGCGGGAGAUUUUGAAGAUGGAAGAUGUUUUCUAUAUACAGGAGUGAAUUAAAGAGUAGUGUGCUUUCAUUAAUAUAAGCUCUCUAAAUGUAAAACCAAUUAUAGUGAUAAUUAAUUAUCAUGAUUAAUUGUCAGUUCCUGAUGAAUGAUAUGCAGAUAGGAAAGACAUUAGAAACCCAAUGUAUCAAAAUCUCCUGUAUCUUAUAUCGUAAUUUUUAUUGUCUUUAAAGGCACUUAGCCAAAUAUGUCUAUAUAAUUAAUUCACUGUUGAUUCAAUUAUAGUAUAAGGAACAUACUUGAUGUCGAUUAAACAACGAAAGUGACUCGUUUCGCGAGGCGUAUUUGAGACAUCCUGUAUAAAUGGCUGUAUUAGAACAUAACUAUAAAUGACGAAAUAUUUUUAACGAAGGAGACAAACGAGAGAGAGGGGAGGAUAGGGAGAAAGAAAAGUAAAAAAAAAAAGAUUAAAAUUAUUGGAUCACUGGGAAACUACGUACAAAGACAAAUCUCUUAUAUUCUUGUAUGCGAGAUAAAUUGAAUGCAUUUUAUUGUAAAUUGUAUUAGAAUCUAAAAUCCGUUACACAUACUUUGUCACGAAUUAUCGUAAUGUUUCCCUCAUGUUUUAUAUCAUUGCAGAUUUUCAUAAAUGACAAAAAUGUUGUCCCGCUUUUCCGUACAUUCCAAAUUUUACCGUGUAUAGGACAUUUCUUAGGUGCUUAUUCAAAGCGAAAAUUAUUUUUUUCAUUUUCAGUUUUCAUUCAUGACUAUUGAAAAUUGUCAAAAAUUCUCGCAGCAUAACAUUUUGUGUUAUUGUAAAAAUUGUAAUUUUCUAGGACUCCUCUUUAUAAUCGACAAUAUCAUUUUACAGUGCAUAGAAGUUAAUAUACGCUGUACGAUCGUCUUACAUUACUCUUAAUGUUCUACUACUAAUUCACACAUUUCUUUCGACCCCUUAUUAUGUGUCCUUCUAUUAUCAUAUUGCGUCAUUUUCGUGAGAGCAUUUCGUUAAGUAUGAUUUUUCAUUCCUCGUAUCUGCAAGCUCGGUCUUCUAAGAUGCGAAGGAGAAUUCUUCCAAAAUGUUACGACACGAAGGGCAGAGUACGUUCUAAUGCGAAGAUAAUUAGAACUUAAAUCAAGAAUUUAUUUUUUACACGAUCGCUACCGUUACUAUAUAAUAUUAUAAGUUAAUGUAUAUAAAUACACAAACACAUACACGUACACUUGGUAAAGGUUGUCCAAUGCAAUGUAAAGCAUACUUUAAAAAAUUAAAAAAAAGUGUUGUCAGUUUUAUAAAUGCUCUACAAAGCUUUUAUUUUUCCCGCACUUAAGGAAAGAGUGCAGUAGACUCUCGUUAACUGAACGUUUUUGGGGAUGUAGGGAAAGUCUAUCACAACAAAAACAAUCGGUAAACGAGAGCAUCUCCUCUUCAACAGUUUUUAUCAGAAUUCAUUGUCCUUAAUUGUUUCCCAACAUACAAUUCUUUCGCGCUUUUACAACAAUACCCACGGUAGCUGGUAGUGAGGAUUAUUCCAAUACAUAUCCCAUGAUACAAGAGAGACGCCACCUGUCAAAAGAGGAAGCGUUCACUUAUGAAGCAUUCACUUAACGGGAGUGUACUGUACCACGAUCUGCCGUCUUACAGCGUACAGCAAUAGUUGUGGUUUUGUCAGUACAUUUUUCUAAUUUUAAUUUUUUGCAGAUAAUAAAUAAAGGUUCCACGGAA